Morchella sextelata is the source of this 1137-nucleotide messenger RNA. RefSeq lists its product as uncharacterized. The coding region runs from base 1 to 1137 and encodes 378 amino acids. Lineage: Eukaryota; Fungi; Ascomycota; Pezizomycetes; Pezizales; Morchellaceae. The record is from RefSeq and is a predicted model, not a curated record. The transcript is spliced from 3 exons.
AUGUUUUCACAAGCCAACGAAUCGCACAGGAUAUCUGCUUCAUUCCAUGCAACGCUGAGAAUGAAUGGUCCCUCCUAUGCAGCAGGCCUCCAAGCAAUCAACUCCACUGGCUUCUCCACCAACGAUGAUCUCGAGGCCGCUCACUACUCCCAACAGACAUCUCCAUCCUCCAUGGGGUUCUCCACCGACGAUGAUCUCGAUGCCGCUCACGACGCCCAACAGACAUCUGCCUCCUCCACUCUUCCUGAAAGCCUCUCUCUCUCCCGCUCUGGUGAGACUGAUCCAGACGACCUCGAAUAUCCCGAGCUCUCCGUCAGCCCUGAUUCUGCCAUCUCCCCUGAGGACUACUGGCACAACCCCAACAGGAAUCAGCCUGAGGUUUCUUUCUUCGAACGCUUCAUCCGCUACAUCAAGCGUCAGUGCCACGCCGUCGUUGCUAAGGUUGUUCGCAAGUUCUCAACCAAGACUCGUCGUAACUCUCUUAAAACUCCCAUUUCGACAAUGAUCACUGAGCGUCCCAUUACCAAUGUUCAAACCGCUGCUUCUAUCACGGUUCAUGGCAAUAUGCGUCUUCGGCCUGUUGCGAUGACAUCAGGACCGACGGUUGAGGAAGUGUUGGAUACUGUGCUUCCAGCCUCGGUCUCCAGGGUGCAGCUUACUAGAGAGGACAUUGCGAACGCCCUCGUCGACUCGUUGAGGCUUGAGAACUUCAUGGGUUAUGAUCAAAGGUUUAGAGAGAUCGAUUUGGCUCCGCCGGCACCAGUUCAUGUGCCCGGUCAUGGGAAUUUGAAUGAGUUCAUGACCACCGACACCUGCAUUACGAAUGUCGAAGCCGUUACCCCAACAAUUCCGCUCCAUACUCUUAACACUGUCCGCCUUCGUUGGCUUACUGGUGAAGCUAGACCAGCAGUUCAAGAGGUGUUCAACGCGCAACUUCCGAGCAUCGCGGAUGCGGUCGUCGACUCGCUGAGGCUUGAGAACCGUUCAAACAGGGACCUCAGAUAUAGGGUUGUUGAUUUAGCGCCGCUGGCCCCGGUUCAUAUGCCCGGGGAGCAUCUUAGGGUCUCUACUGAAGUAGUUUACGGAAACGUGGAUGAGAAUGGCCAUGAAUUUCUUGAGCCUGUUCUUUGGAUCUAG